Messenger RNA from Chironomus riparius, 1311 nucleotides. The record is from the annotation of a GenBank genome assembly. Lineage: Eukaryota; Metazoa; Arthropoda; Insecta; Diptera; Chironomidae.
AUGGCAUUUCUAAAUAUUGCAUCAAAGCCCUCCAUAUCAUCAGGAGCAGAUUUGUUCACGGUACCUCCUACCAAUAUGACAGUAACCGAAGGAUUUUUUUUGGAAAUUCGCCCAACGACCCCUCUUGACUUAAUUUCAUCAGAAUCAGCAAUCGAAUUCAAUGUACCGCCAUGCCAGAAAUCGUAUACCGAUAUGGGACAUACGCGACUAAGAGUUAAAGCUAAAAUUGUUUGUGAAAAUGGUACACCACUUCCUGAGGGCUGUAAUGCUGCUUUGAUAAAUAAUUCCUUGCAUAGUUUAUUUCAACAAAUUAAUGUGGAAUUAAAUCAAAAAGUAAUUACUUGUCAGAAUUCAUUAUAUCCAUUUAAGGCUUACUUUGAAAAUCUCCUCAACUACUCUAAUGAGAAGAAUGGUAUAUUGCAAACAGCACAUUUCUUUAAAGACACAUCACACAAAAUGUUAGCUGAUGAGGAAAAUGAAGGAUAUAAAGUGAGACGUAAAAUAGCUCAACAGGGUGAAUUUUCAAUGGAGGGCCCAUUGCAUUUAGACUUAUUCAACUCUAACAAAUAUAUGCUUAAUAAUGUACAAAUUGGUUUAAAAUUUUACCGAAGUAAAAAUGAGUUUUGUGUGAUUACUAAAACGACUGACGCCUCAAAAUAUAAGAUCAUCAUAACAGAAUGUGUGUUAUUGGUACGGCGUGUGCAAUUAGCUGCAGCUAUUAUGGCUGCACAUGCUAAGACAAUGAUGACAUUUACAGCCAAGUACCCUAUAGUGAGAACAGAAAUGCGCAACAUAUUAAUUGGAAAAGGUGUACAGAGUGCCACUCUUGAAGGUUUUCAACAUAAUCAGCUACCAUCUCGAAUAAUCCUUGGAUUUUUAGACAGUACGGCAUUUAAUGGGUCAUGGCACUCAAAUCCUUUUAAUUUUGAACAUCAUGACAUAUGCUACUUGAAUAUUCUCUCAGAAGGGAAUAUUAGAAAUCUUCCUUUGAAACCUUCAUUUUCAACCGAUUGUUAUACAGAUGCUUAUAACAGUUUAGUGUAUGACAGUAAUAAUACAUUUGAGAACUCCUCAUUAAACAUAAGUUACUCGGAUUAUAAAGGGGGUUUUAUGGUAACAAUAUUCGACCUCACGCACGACAUUUCAUCGAACAGUCCUUUCUGGUCACUCCCAGCAUCCGGCAGUCUAAGAAUAGACCUCCAAUUCAGUAAAGUUCUGGCAAAGCAUAUUGUAGCAGUCGUUUAUUUGGAAUACAAUAAUCUCAUUGAGAUAAAUCAACAUCGUGAAGUUUUUCUUGAUUACGCAACUUAA